AUGGCUCAAGCGGCGCUCCCAGACGAUAUCUUACAUCUCUUGUGUGAAGAGCUUGCAAACCAGGAACAGUUUGAUACCCUCUUCAACUGCGCUUGUGCGAGCCGCGCUCUUGCUGUCCCUGCAUUGACCCAUCUGUACAAAUCCCAUCAUCUUGCGCCAGUCCGAGGCGGCGGAGAAGAUCUAUACGGCCUACCAGCCGCCACCAAGCUGCUUACUAUCCAGAAGUGGUCCAUCUUGUGGCGGUCCAUUGUUGCAUCGAGCCUUGACGCUACGCUUUUCCCAUAUUGCCGGUACAUUAGGUCGCUUGACUUCCGUGAUCUUGGCUACCUUCUCGAAGAUGACCAGUUCCGGGCAAAGGUCUCAAAACAAUUCUUUUCCGGCCCAUUGAAGCAGUUUGAGAAGACGGAGACGUUGACGAACCUCAGAGGCAGAAGGUUUACGCGGAUAAAGACAGCCGACAUCAUUGAUGCCAUUGGCGAAGUGGUAACACAACACACUCCCACUCUCGAGGUAAUUAGUGGAGAACUUCAGCCUGGUGCCCUCGUCCGGUGGACACCACGUCUACCGCGGCUUCAAAGCCUCGAACUCUGGGAUGGCAAGCCUCUGGAAAACGAGCAAGUCCACGCAUCCAUCUACGAGCACUGCCCACAGUUCAACUCCCUCAUGAUAUACACCUGGAUGUCCACUGACAAUGACCAAAAAUUUGCCAAAUUCCUUUCCUCUAUGCGAUCCAAUACGCUACAAACACUCCAGACUAUCAGCGAUGUCAAAGCAGGCGCCGAAACAUUUCUUGCACUGAACAACCAUGGAAAGUCACUCGAAGACCUUCGUCUAUGUGUGUCCAACGACUCCAUACCGCACCUGGCUCUUCUGCAAGGCUGCACAGCGCUAAAGACACUGCGCAUUGAAGACAUACACGGCACCGUAGACCUCGAAGCAACCGAGCACGACGUCUUCCUCGAAAUCAUAUCCUGGCUUCAAAAAUGCUCCAAUCUCCAGCGUCUCAGCUUCUCAAAGCUGCAGUCUGGCGCGGCCAUCAUCACACCGGUGCUACUGGAAGAGAAGAUCCAACUCAGCAGUCUAGAGAUAGACUCUUACACACUCAAAGACCACAAGUCGUUUCACCAGGCCCUAGUGCAUCAGCAGUCUUCGCUGAGAGUCUUGUUUCUCAGCGGCGACACCGAGGGCAUGUUCCGCGACGAUCUCGACAUCCUCGUUGAAUCCCUAAGACAACUCCGCCAACUCCGAGACCUGCACCUCAUUCUACCUGAAGUAUUGCGCGACGAUCAUCUCAAGAUCAUCAUCGCAGACCUUGUUCUCCUCGAAGACUUGUACGUCAGCGGCCUGGAACUCAACGACGACGUGCUACCGCAUCUAGCCAGCCUGCCCAAUCUCCGCACCGUGACCAUCUCUGGCAUUUCAAAGUUCACCGUGGAGGGCCUGUUGGAUUUUAUAUCCAGGCUGGGAUCCGGGAACCAGGGCAUCCGCUUGUCGAUCGAUAUGGCAGAUAUCGAUACGCUGCUUUCGGAGGACGAGUUGACGCUGAUUAGAGAUAACCUGACGGAAAAAGUUGGUGGUACUCUCGAGUACAUGGGACUGAGAGAUCCGAACGUGCCUGAGUUCGAAAGCGAUUCCGACUAA
Exserohilum turcica Et28A is the source of this 1641-nucleotide messenger RNA. RefSeq lists its product as uncharacterized. Lineage: Eukaryota; Fungi; Ascomycota; Dothideomycetes; Pleosporales; Pleosporaceae. The transcript has 6 exons. Bases 1 to 1641 code for a protein of 546 amino acids. The record is from RefSeq and is a predicted model, not a curated record.